This is a messenger RNA of Drosophila navojoa, 4317 nucleotides long. RefSeq names its product tudor domain containing 9 protein spindle E (gene spn-E). Gene Ontology annotation, cellular component: intracellular anatomical structure. Lineage: Eukaryota; Metazoa; Arthropoda; Insecta; Diptera; Drosophilidae. Gene Ontology annotation, molecular function: RNA binding; ATP binding; helicase activity. The record is from RefSeq and is a predicted model, not a curated record.
UCAGAUUUCCGACAACAUGGAUGAUUUGAUGGACUUUUUUGAUUUUUCAAAGGAGUUUAGCCGCGGACCAGCACCAAAAGGCUGUAUAACUGGCGACCCGACAGCGUUUACUACAGAGACUAUAGAUUCUAAGCCGAUCAAGCGGGAGAUAAUAGGCAAAGAUUAUGUACAUGAAAUUGUUGAGAAAGAGAAGCACCUAAUGAACAAACUUGCAGACGGAUACAAUACAUCGAAAAAUAAGAGAACUCUCGAUGAACUGGACAGCGAUGAUGACGAAGUGCUAAUGAAAGACCUGCCCAGCGUGCGUUCUGAUGAAGAAUAUUACAAGAAGUAUCGAUUCGAUUUAAAUCGUAACAAAAAUCUGCCCAUUUACGAACAACGUGAGGAGAUUCUAGAAGCCAUAAAGGAAAAUCCAGUGGUAAUUUUGAAAGGCGAAACCGGCUGUGGUAAGACUACUCAGGUGCCGCAAUAUAUUCUGGAUGAGGCAUUCAAACGGCGCGAAUUUUGUAAUAUUGUCGUUACGCAGCCACGCCGCAUUGCAGCCAUUUCGAUUGCCAAUCGCGUGUGCCAGGAGAGAAAAUGGCAACCGGGUACUGUGUGCAGCUAUCAGGUGGGAUUACAUCGCCAAUCGAAUCUGGAGGACACGCGUCUAUUGUACUGCACUACAGGUGUUUUGCUCAACAAUCUUAUACGAGUCAAAACGCUAACCCAUUACACACAUAUCAUACUGGAUGAGGUGCACGAGCGUGAUCAGGAUAUGGAUUUCUUAUUGAUCGUGGUGCGCCGCUUGUUGGCACUUAACUCACGCCAUGUGAAAGUCAUCUUGAUGUCGGCCACAAUUGAUACACGCGAGUUUUCAAAAUACUUUGCCAUGAGCUCAUCAUUUCCCCCCGUGGUGACCGCUAGCCAUGGACGCAAAUAUCCCCUUGUCAAAUUCUAUCGCGAUCAGUUGAAGAAUAUACACUGGAAGGAUGAGCCCCAACAGACCACACCAGGCAUCGGACCUGAGGGCUAUAACGAUGCCAUUAAACUACUUUUAGUCAUUGAUAAUAUGGAGCGUAAGGCCGAUAAUCAAUCUCAGCAGUCCUAUGAAGAAGCAAAGCGAACCGGCGCUGUGCUGAUCUUUCUGCCUGGUAUCAACGAGAUUGACACAAUGGCGGAACAUAUUAGCCGAAUCGUCGAUGAAAACCCUAACUUUAAAGUUAGUAUUGUGCGCUGUCACUCGCUCAUGUCACCCGAUUCGCAGGAGGAAGUUUUUCUGCCUCCUCCUCUUGGCCAUCGCAAGGUCAUAUUGACAACCAACAUUUCGGAGAGUUCUAUUACAGUGCCAGAUGUUUCCUAUGUAAUUGAUUUUUGUUUAACCAAGGUUCUGCACACCGAUACGGCCUCCAAUUUUAGCAGCCUGCGUUUGGAGUGGGCUUCUAAGGUAAACUGCCGUCAACGUGCUGGACGCGUUGGCCGCCUACGUAGCGGACGCGUUUAUCGUAUGGUGACUAAAGCCUUUUAUACAAAUCAUAUGAAUGAGUUUGGCAUACCAGAAAUGCUUCGAUCGCCGCUCCAAAAUUCGGUACUAAAAUCCAAAGAACUCGAAAUGGGCAAGCCGAGUGAGAUUUUGGCCCUAGCUAUGUCUCCGCCUAAUCUUUCUGACAUACAAAACACUGUGUUGCUUCUCAAGGAGGUGGGCGCCUUGUACAUGACCGUUGAUGGUGUAUAUGAGGAGCUUGAUGGCGAUCUUAGCUUUUGGGGCAAAAUCAUGUCCAAAUUUCCACUAGACGUACGUCUCAGCCGGUUGAUUAUACUGGGAUAUGUCUUCAAUUGUCUGGAUGAGGCUAUUGUCAUUGCGGCUGGAUUGACUGUGCGAAGCUUGUACCUGACUGAAAAUCGUGGACAGAUGAACGAGGCAUUUUGGAUGCACUACAUAUUUGCUGAUGGUUCCGGCUCAGAUAUGAUUGCCAUUUGGCGCGUCUAUAGCAUAUAUCUGAACAUGUGCCAGGAUCGCAUGCUUAAGGAGUCGGCACAGCAAUGGGCCAGGCGCUUUAACGUAAACUUACGUUCGCUUAAGGAGAUGCACUUGAUGGUACAGGACUUGCGCCAGCGAUGCGCAACUUUGAAUAUUCAGUCCUUGCCUUAUGGCGCCUGCCAUAUGUGGGAUGAUCGUGAGAAGUCUAUAAUUCUAAAGGUAAUCAUCGCUGGAGCGUUCUAUCCCAAUUAUUUUAUGCGUAGCAACAAAGCGAAUGCCGAUUACGAUCGAAGCUUAUACCAAACUAUAUGCGGUAAUGAUCCAUGUCGCACCGUUUACUUCACCAAUUUUGAGCCGCGCUACAUGGGCGAGCUAUACACACGACGCAUCAAGGAACUGUUUCUAGAGGCGAAAAUCCCACCCGAAAACAUUGACGUCACCUUUCAGCACGGAUCAGAAAAGUUAUUUGUAACGUUCAAACCAGACGAUGAGGAUACGGAUACCACAAAGGUCGUGCAGGUGCCGGGUCGUGUCAUGACCGAGGUAUAUAAAGCAGUGCGAAUGCGUCUUGACAAUCCAAAUCGUCCACUGCGCGUUAUGGAUCAAAACUCAGCAUUUAAGUAUAUCGAGCAGAAUCGAAUUGGUGUAAUUAGCGACUGUACCUGGGUGCCGCCAUCAAAUCAAUGGCCUGUAGAGCUACUCACCUUGCCAUCCGUAUUUGACAAGACCAUCUUUGGACUGAUAACCCAUGUUGUCAAUUGUGGCAAGUUUUAUUUUCAGCCACAAGAGCUUGCCGAGCGUAUUGCGAGCAUGUCAGAGAUAUUCAAUAGAUCCUUGCACCUCAGCUGUUACGUACAGAACGCGAAGGCAGUUACGAAGGGUCUGCAAUUGUUGGCAAAGCGGGGAAGCCUUUACCAGCGCGCAGUAGUACUAAAGGUUGAGACUCAGAUAAAUGGUUAUCCAAGGUUCCGUGUGCGCUUUAUUGAUUAUGGUGAUAUGGCAGUCGUGCCCAUAGAUAGGCUGCGUCUUAUGUCGCCUCAGUUAAAACGUGACUUUGAGCGUUUGCCGCCGCGUAUGUUUGAAUGCCGCUUGGCAUUGGUGCAGCCGUCGUCAGUGGCCAGCUCCUAUAAUCUCUGGCCCCAGCGCGCCAACGAAAUGUUGAUUUCGGUUGCCAAGUCCGGGCGGGUCGAGCUAGAGAUUUAUUCGCUGGUCAACAAUGUAGCUGCUGUUUUGAUACACACGCGCGAUGGAGUGCUGAACGAAAUGCUGGUGGAGCUUCAAUUGGCUCGACGUGCCGACGAGGACUAUAUGUCACGCAAGGAUCACGAUACGCGAUUGCGUAAGCAGGAGACCAAACGAAAUGUUUCGAUUGCAGACCAAAGACUCAUCAAUGAAGAGUAUUUACGUUUUGCUCAAUUGCCAAAGGAUGCGGACUUAGAGCCACCGCCUCUUAAUAAAUGCAAUCUUAGCAUACGUCUCAAAGGCCCAUACAGCCCGCUCGAGACCAGCUUGAAUUCCUUGCUCCGCAUUGGCACGUAUAAGUCGGUGUUAAUUGACAAGGAAUCUGUCAAUUCAGUCCUAUUGGAUAGUGAUCCACAGGAUCGUCAUGACCAAAUGGUAGUGGCUGCCUCCGUGACUGAAUCUUCGGACAAUUUGACGGCUCGUGGAACAACUCUGAUGCCCAACAUACAUGGCUUUGGUGCUCUCAUGGCCAUGCUUUUCUGCCCGACCAUGCAAAUCAAAUGCAACGAGGAUCGUACAAGGUACAUAUCUAUAUUAGCAGGACUCGGAUAUAAUCCCGACACUAUGCAGCCGCAUUUUGAAGAGCACGACAUGGUCAUCAAUUUGGAUGUGACUAUAGUUAAGGAUGAUAUUCGUAUUAUAAACCAAAUGCGUUAUAAUAUUGACAGUAUGUUUUACAAUUUCGAUGUCAACGAAAUGCCCUCUGUGGGAACGGAGGAUCGCGUAGUAAUAUUCAAUCAGUUGCGAUCUCUGCUUAUUCGUCUGCUCGGCAAGGAUCGGAGUUUCAUUGAACGUCACCUAUCGAACUCGGAAUACCUUUGGGAGGACAUGUCUGACUUGGAGCCGCCCUCCGAACCAUACGGCAAGCGUGCUAUAUUCCCCUUGCACAGCUCAUAUGAUUUGGAAAGCGAAAAUAUGGCCAAUUUGUUAUCGUUACAGGCGAACUGCAAGGAAUUGUACAGCUGGCGCAACUUCGAGGGUACUAUGCAGCCCAUAAAAUGCAGAUUGUGCAACGAUGUGCUCGAGUCCGUUGUUGAGUUGCGCUUGCAUUUGCUGACCCAACUUCAUCGCGAUCGGGAGAAGCAAGUGGGCUGGAAGCAGAACUAAUUUCUACA